Messenger RNA from Trichogramma pretiosum, 1017 nucleotides. RefSeq names its product prenylated Rab acceptor protein 1. The coding region runs from base 256 to 882 and encodes 208 amino acids. The transcript has 4 exons. Gene Ontology annotation, cellular component: Golgi apparatus. Lineage: Eukaryota; Metazoa; Arthropoda; Insecta; Hymenoptera; Trichogrammatidae. The record is from RefSeq and is a predicted model, not a curated record.
AGACGGCACAGCAAAUGUAAACCGCGGAGAGCAGAGUUUACACGUUUCGCGAUUUGUGUACGAUACGCAUACCUAUCUCGCACGCACACUUACGCGUAUAUACGUAAACGCGUACAUGCGUAUGUUGUGAAAUAAUCAGCUGGAGACUGGAGUCUGCACUUUUUUGUCUGUUUAUUAUCUAGCGAUUAACCCUCGGACUUCGGAGCCCUUGCGGGUGCUACAUUGGUGCGUGUGCAAUUCUGUCCCCAGAGAGAUAUGGCCGACGUUGCGAUUGACGUUAGCGGAGAGAUCGAGGACUCUUACAAAGCCAACGAGUCCGCUGGCGGUUUUACACACAAUGGAUCCGAGAUACCGAGGUUUCCACCCUUGCCGCUGGACCACGCGGGAUACGUCAAAGCUCAGGAAUGGUUCCAGCACAAGAGGGCACAGAUCAGACCCUGGACUCUGUUCGUCAACACUAACAACGUCCGGCUGCCACCCAGCAUACCACGUCUGUCCAAGAGAGUGAUGAAGAACAUCGAGUACUUCCAGAGCAAUUAUUUCUUCAUCUUCAUCGGUCUCUUUGUCUAUUGCCUUAUUACUUCUCCACUGUUGUUGUUGGCACUUACUUUAUUAUUAGGAAGUUGUUACAAAGUAUCACAAAUACACGCCAGAAAGGAAUUGAUUUUAUUGAACAUUAGAUUGACGCUUGCGCAAGUCUACGCCGGUAUAGGAAUCGCAUCUCUACCAAUAUUCUACUUAGUUGGAGCUCCUGCUGCGCUGUUCUGGGUCUUAGGAGUGUCAUGUUUUUUGAUAACUCUGCACGCAGCCUUCUACAACAUUGACUCGGUGCUCUGUCCAGGUGAAGACGAGCUCAAUUUGGUAAUGCACGAGCAAGUAUAGCAAAGGACUUCGAAUAUUGUUCUUCCAAAAUAAUGACUGACAAGUAUAAACUAAUUGGUUAAAUAUUAUCAAUUGUACAAAGUAUAUAAUACCAUUUUUUUUAUGCAAAUGAUAUUGCUCUUUCUGUAUUUUUUU